UUUCUUUAUUUUUUCAUUUCUGUACUUCUCCUUUGCUAUCAUAAAGCCGCUCAGCCGAGCACUUCAGCUCAUCCUCUCUCUCUGUCUCCGCGUUCUUAUCAGUACGGGUGUCCUCGCCUCAUCACCCCAGUCCCCAAAGUCCCAAAGCUACCGCCAUAGGUCGAUCUCGAUCCCCGGCGGCGGCUCAAAGCAAACAAGCGGCGGCCGGCGGAGAACUCGAUCGACGACUAAGGUGGAUCCACGGAGGCAUGGGAAGAGGCCCCUACCCGCCGACGAGGAGGAGGACCAGCCGCCACCGCCGCCGCCAUCAGCAGCGAAACACGAGCAGGAAGAGGACGAGGAGCACUAUCACCAUCAAGGAGGAGCUACCGGCGGAAGCCCGGGCCCGGAGGCGUACGCGGACUACUACUACUCGGCGCGCGCCGACCACGACGCCUCCGCCAUGGUCUCCGCCCUGGAGCACGUCAUCCGCGCGCCCCCUGGCCCUGACCAGCAGCAGCAAGGAUUCUAUCCCGCUACGGCUGCUGUCCCGGGGCAGCAGCAGCAGCAGCAGCAGCAGAUCGGGCUCGCCGCCGCCGCCGCCGCUGAGGAGCAAGGGAGGAAGCGGCACUACAGAGGUGUGAGGCAGCGGCCGUGGGGGAAGUGGGCGGCGGAGAUCCGUGACCCGAAGAAGGCGGCCCGCGUGUGGCUGGGCACCUUCGACACGGCGGAGGACGCCGCCAUCGCCUACGACGAGGCGGCGCUCCGGUUCAAGGGCACCAAGGCCAAGCUCAACUUCCCGGAGCGCGUCCAGGGCCGCACCGACCUCGGGUUCGUCGUCACCCGCGGCAUCCCCGACAGAUCAUCUCUGCACCAUCAACAACACUACCCCGGCAGCACGGCAAUGCGGCCUCCGCAGCAGCAGCAGACAGUCGUGCCGUACCCUGACCUCAUGCGGUACGCGCAGCUGCUGCAGGGCGCCGGCGGCCGGCCUUCGGGAUCAGGAGCCGAUGCCGACGCAGCAGCGCGCCAGAUGAUGAUGGUGGGCGCCGCCGGGAGCGGCGUGAUGAACCUGCCGUUUGGCCCCAUGUCGCCCUCUUCCACGAUGACCUCGUCGUCGUCCUCGUCGCCGCAGAUACUCGACUUCACCACGCAGCAGCUCAUCCGGCCGGGCCCGCGGCCCUCGUCGCCCGCGGCCGCGGCGGCAAUGUCGACGGGCUCGGGCGGAGCCGCGACGUCGUCGUCCACGACCACGGCGUCGCCGCCGCCGGCCAGUGCAUGGCCGUACGGCGCGGAGCAGCACAGGAGUAAUAAAGACUAGUUUGUUCUAGAGGUCAAUGGAUUAUCGAUGCAUGCAAGUGGGCCUGCUACCACACGGGAAUUCCACUACCACGUACGUACUGUGAUUCAUCGAUCGGGGCAAAAAUGUAUUAGCGGCGUGCUCCAUCAUGCAAUAUGGGGGUAAGUGUUUGGUCAUUAAGUUUUGCUGGUGAACAAUUUUUCUUCUUCUCAUCUUCUAGCUAAUUUGUUUUUCUACAACCUCAUAGUUUUGUUGAUUCUUAGCUAGUUUCAUUGAUGAACUUAACCAGCUAGAGGUAGCUAUCUAGUAUGUACCUUGUCUAAUUGCUUGUCAUUUCUCCCCUACUUUUCCAAAGCGUACUGAACUAAUUCUGAAAUUUAAUUAGUCCAAAGGAAUAAGAGAGGAAUCCACUUUUUUUUAAUGUUAAACCACAGGCGGCAUGUUUGUUCUUCUUGAAACAAUGGGCAUUUCCUUUGUUGAUUUUUGGAGGUUUGGAAAGAUUGUCCAAUUAGCUGGACGGUACUGAUAAUCUCUGUCCUUUGAGUGAGACUUUAUUAUGAUCGAACAUUGUGCCUCAAGACAAGGUAUCGAUAAAAUUAGUACAUCGCAAUUCGCAAGGGAAAAAAAUCUUCUUAAAUUCUCUCUCGUGAUUUAGAAGAUUUUGACUUUUUCUACAGGUUAUUCUUUUAUGUCAUAUUGCAUUCAGCAUUUUUUCUGUCAAUUUGUCAGUUAAUUCCCCUACGUCCUUGUCGAGUCUAAAUAUAUCAACCAUGAAUGUGCCAUAGUGUUCUUGCAUGCCUUUGGAUCAUUUUUGAAACUCCAAGCAUAUGCCUUGAACGUACAUAAGUAAUAAAAAGCAAGAACCCUAAGAAUAAAAUAAUGUAGAGAAAACCCCUGAAAGCUAGCUGUUAAUUAGGUGAAGGCAUUUUUUUAGUAACCAAGAUACUGCUGAAGUCAUGCAUUUUCUUUAAUCACCAGAUGCUUGCACUACCAUGAAUGAAUCCAUGAUGUUCUUAACGACACGAACAUGCGUCUGACACAUCGAUCUCUUAAGUUUCUACGUACGUAGUUUAGUGUUCAUUUGGUAGAAUAUUCGGGUUUAUGAUUUCGUAUCUGUGUCGAGAUUUAUUCGACCAACUUGUUGCCGACAUAAUGUGAAGAUACGACGAUCGAAGGUAUGGAGAAACCUAGCAUAUAUAUCAUCCCCAUCCCUGCUUCUAGAAGACUAUGGUCGAUACUGUAUCCACUAAUGCAUGCCGAACCAUAUGCAUGCAUUCAACUGUACAUUUUCUAUUGGAGUAUAUAUAUUAGUAGUGUCCAAGGCUCCAAGCUACUGUAUAUGAAUGAAAAUGUAAUCAAUUAUUUGUCUUCA
Messenger RNA from Brachypodium distachyon (stiff brome), 2651 nucleotides. RefSeq names its product ethylene-responsive transcription factor ERF113. Bases 443 to 1300 code for a protein of 285 amino acids. Gene Ontology annotation, molecular function: DNA binding; DNA-binding transcription factor activity. The transcript has 2 exons. Gene Ontology annotation, biological process: regulation of DNA-templated transcription; ethylene-activated signaling pathway. NCBI's taxonomy places the organism in Eukaryota, Viridiplantae, Streptophyta, Magnoliopsida, Poales, Poaceae. The record is from RefSeq and is a predicted model, not a curated record.